AUGUGGAAGACGACGACGAUCGCUCUCUUGAUGGUUUUCGCGGCGCUUCAAGCUGAAACGACGACCGCUGUGCAUCCGUCCUUGUAUCACAGGAAGUUGCUAGAGCUGCAGCCUGGCCAGCCAAUCUCGCCGUUUCGGUCCGUUCCAUCUGGUCCCGACGACCCUUUGCACUACCACCGCCGCCGUGGACACAAAGAGUGCGUAGCGAGCGAAGCAAGCGCCUGUUCAUCUUCUUCUACUGCGCCAACUGUCGAAAAACCUUUUGCUAGUGCUGCUACUGCUACUACUACCACUGCCACUGAUGCUCCAUAAAGUUCCUGGUUUUCUAGUA
Molecule: messenger RNA, 331 nt
Organism: Selaginella moellendorffii
Lineage: Eukaryota; Viridiplantae; Streptophyta; Lycopodiopsida; Selaginellales; Selaginellaceae
Exons: 2
Coding region: 1-312 (103 amino acids)
Source: RefSeq, a predicted model, not a curated record